Molecule: messenger RNA, 2070 nt
Organism: Phacochoerus africanus (Common warthog)
Lineage: Eukaryota; Metazoa; Chordata; Mammalia; Artiodactyla; Suidae
Gene: NEUROD2
Product: neuronal differentiation 2
Exons: 2
Coding region: 236-1384 (382 amino acids)
Biological process (GO): nervous system development; regulation of DNA-templated transcription
Molecular function (GO): protein dimerization activity
Source: RefSeq, a predicted model, not a curated record
AUGGCCUGGCAUAGAGGCUGGUACCCCGCCUGGUAGAGAUGCCACACUCGCUCCGCGGUUCGCAUGGCGCUCUGAAGACGCCGGCGCCUGCCGCCUUGAGGAGCCGCUGCCCCCGCUCCCUGAAGAUGGGGGAACAAUGAAAUAAGCGAGAAGAUUCCUCUUCUCCCCCCUCUCUCUCUUGCCCCCCUCCCCCCCCCUCCCCUCCCCUCUCCCCUUGACUCCUCUCCGAGGCACCAUGCUGACCCGCCUGUUCAGCGAGCCUGGUCUCCUCUCGGACGUGCCCAAGUUCGCCAGCUGGGGCGACGGCGACGACGACGAGCCGAGGAGCGACAAGGGUGACGCGCCGCCGCCACCUCCGCCUCCGCCGGGGCCCGGGGCUCCGGGGCCCGCCCGGGCGGCCAAGCCCGUCCCUCUCCGUGCAGACGAGGUGCCGGAGGCCGCGCUGGCCGAGGUCAAGGAGGAAGGCGAGCUGGGGGGCGAGGAGGAGGAGGAAGAGGAGGAAGAGGAAGGGCUGGACGAGGCAGAGGGCGAGCGACCCAAGAAGCGCGGCCCCAAGAAGCGGAAGAUGACCAAGGCGCGCCUGGAGCGCUCCAAGCUGCGGCGGCAGAAGGCGAAUGCGCGCGAGCGCAACCGCAUGCACGACCUGAACGCGGCGCUGGACAACCUGCGGAAGGUGGUGCCCUGCUACUCCAAGACUCAGAAGCUGUCCAAGAUCGAGACGCUGCGCCUCGCCAAGAACUACAUCUGGGCGCUCUCGGAGAUCCUGCGCUCGGGCAAGCGGCCCGACCUGGUGUCCUACGUGCAGACGCUGUGCAAGGGCCUGUCACAGCCCACCACCAACCUGGUGGCCGGCUGCCUGCAGCUCAACUCGCGCAACUUCCUCACGGAGCAGGGCGCCGACGGCACGGGCCGCUUCCACGGCUCGGGCGGCCCGUUCGCCAUGCACCCCUACCCGUACCCGUGCUCGCGCCUGGCGGGCGCACAGUGCCAGGCGGCGGGCGGCCUGGGCGGCGGUGCGGCGCACGCCCUGCGGACCCACGGCUACUGCGCCGCCUACGAGACGCUGUACGCGGCGGCGGGCGGCGGCGGCGCGAGCCCGGACUACAACAGCUCCGAGUAUGAGGGCCCGCUCAGCCCCCCGCUCUGUCUCAAUGGCAACUUCUCGCUCAAGCAGGACUCGUCGCCCGACCACGAGAAGAGCUACCAUUACUCUAUGCACUACUCGGCGCUGCCCGGCUCGCGGCCCACGGGCCACGGGCUGGUCUUUGGCUCGUCUGCUGUGCGCGGGGGCGUCCACUCGGAGAAUCUCUUGUCUUACGAUAUGCACCUUCACCACGACCGGGGCCCCAUGUACGAGGAGCUCAAUGCAUUUUUCCAUAACUGAGACCUCGCGCCCGCCCCUUUCUUUUUCUUUUGCCUUUGCCCGCACCCCUGCCCCCAGCCCUGUCCCCAGCGCAGGGGCACCCCCAACUACCCCGGCGCGGGGCGCGGGAGCGGGCCGCGUGUCCUGCCGCUCUCCUGGGCAGCACGGUCCUCUUACCUGUGGGUGGCCCGUCCCAGGGGCCUCGCUUCCCCCAGGGGACUUGCCUUCUCUCUCCCCAAGGGGUUCCCUCCUCCUCUUUCCCAGGGAGUACUUCUACAGGGACCCCUCUUCGGGCACUCCCUGGAGAUCAAACGCCCCCCCCCCCAAUUCCUAAUCCUUGCUCUUAGGUUUCCUCCUCCCCUUUCCCCCUGCAGGCCCAAAGGCGUUGGUAAGGGGGCAGCUGAGCAGUGGGAUACAGUUUUCCUGUUAUUAUUAUUAUUAUUAUUAUUAUUAUUAUUAUUAUUGAAACAGACACCAAGCUGCCAAGGCAGAAAGGAGCCGGGCGCCCCUUCUUUCUUGAAGAGGGCAGAAGUCAAGGCGCCCGAGCCAGGACCUGGAAGCCCUUGUCCCCAGCCCCUAGUCUCAGCGUUUUGUGAUUUUAAUUUUGGCGGGAGGGAAUGUGGAUGGAGAGGAAAGAGAGAGGCCAAGACAAUUUGUAACUAGACUCCAUUUUUCCCUUUUCCCUUUUUUAAACAAACAAACAAACA